Messenger RNA from Boleophthalmus pectinirostris (great blue-spotted mudskipper), 2013 nucleotides. RefSeq names its product heterogeneous nuclear ribonucleoprotein A3 homolog 2-like. Gene Ontology annotation, molecular function: RNA binding. The record is from RefSeq and is a predicted model, not a curated record. The transcript has 12 exons. Bases 147 to 1175 code for a protein of 342 amino acids. Lineage: Eukaryota; Metazoa; Chordata; Actinopteri; Gobiiformes; Gobiidae.
CACUCACUGCAGCGGGAAGUACUGACCAAUUGUCAGAAAGAAGGUGUGUCCUCCUUGGUACUUAGCCUAGUCUGGAAAACCGGUUUAUGCUCGGCUGACGCACAUCGCCUCUCCCUGUUCGUCCAAGGAGUCACCCAGGUUCAAGCAUGUCUAAGGACGUCCCACGUGAGCCAGAGCAGCUCCGCAAGCUGUUCAUUGGGGGGUUGAGCUUUGAGACUACAGACGAAAGCCUGAGAGCUCAUUUUGAACAAUGGGGCACCCUAACUGAUUGUGUGGUUAUGAGGGAUUCCAAUUCCAAAAGGUCCCGAGGAUUUGGCUUUGUGACCUACUCUUCAGUGCAGGAGGUCGAUGAUGCUAUGGCUGCACGCCCACACAAGGUGGAUGGCAGGGUAGUUGAACCCAAGCGUGCAGUUUCCAGAGAGGACUCCAACCGGCCCGGUGCUCACAUUACAGUGAAAAAGAUCUUUGUUGGUGGAAUCAAGGAAGAUACAGAGGAGCAUCAUUUGCGUGACUACUUUUCCCAGUUUGGAAAGAUUGAGGUUAUUGACAUUAUGACUGACCGCUCUACUGGAAAGAAAAGGGGAUUUGCCUUUGUGACUUUUGAUGAUCAUGAUGCAGUUGACAGGAUUGUCAUCCAGAAAUACCACACCAUUAACUCUCACAACUGUGAAGUCAGGAAAGCGCUUACAAAACAGGAAAUGCACAAUGUUGGAAUGGGAAUGAGGUCAGGCCGUAACAGCGGUGGCGGUGGCGGCGGCGGAAGGCCUUACGACUAUGACAGAGGUUUCAACCAGGGUGGAAGAGGGGGCAGAUAUAAUGAUGGUCCAUAUAACUGCAAUGAUGGUUAUGGUGGUGGACCUGGUGGAUACAAUAAUGGGGGCAACCGGGGCUACAACCAAGGCUACAAUCAAGGAGGCGGAGGCGGUGGCGGCGGCGGUGGUGGUGGUUAUGGGAAUGGCUAUGACAGCAAUGGCUAUGGUAACUGCGGCGGAGGUGGCGGUGGAAACAACUAUAACAACAUGGGUCACUAUGAGCCCCAGCCCUCUAACUUUGGCCCAAUGAAGAACAACUUUGGUGGUGGUGGAGGUGGCAGGAACUUUGGUGGAUAUGGCGGUGGUAACAAUGGUGGUGGCGGCGGCGGCGGCGGAGCAUAUGGACGCCCUGGACGGUUUUGAAAUUGGACUCAGUACUUAGGAGAGGAGAGCAAGGAGAGGAAGCGAGUGACAGGGCAGCUGCAGGUUUACCUCAAAUCUGCUCAGCCAAACAGUUGUGGCAGGUUACAGCUGCUGCAAGAAGAUGUACAGUAGAUAAAUCAUGAAGGGGUGUUCAUUUAAACAUUUGUGUUUCUGGAAAGCAAGCAUUCCAAUGAGGUUUUAUGUAGAUUAUUUUCCUUUUAAGUCUGGUUUUAUUUGUAUCUGCACCCAAUCAAGUUGAAAUAAAACUUUUGAGUUUUUUUUUUUUAAGUGUUGUUAGCCUUAUUGGGAAAGAGGGUUUGUUAAUUGGGAACGUUCAUUCCCACCAUGUGAGGUAUAAUCUACAUGUGAAGGCCUGCAAUAGAGCUGCAAUGCAUCAUUGUUGAGGAUCAAGUGGUGCACAAAGCAACUCUUCAUUGAGGGCCAGCUCAACAGACCACACCUUCAGUUUUGGAGUGAUCAUCUGGAGGAGGCUAGCUUACAUGCAGUCUGAGGCUAGCCAUGGAAACCAGCUGAGGGAGAGAAGUAGACCACCACCAGGAUCAUUGAAGCAGGGGAGAGUGAGAACUUGAGCCUGAGGCUAGCAAGCAGAAGCUGCAAAAGGGCUUAAUGCUGUUUGUAGGCACCUUCUAUGGGACCAAGAAAAUACUUUGCUGACAGACUACAGAUUACUUGCCUUCCAGUGAUUAUGAUCUACAGGUUUGCAGGACAGUGCUCUGACAGAAGACUGUGGACACCCCUCUUUCAAUUUUGUUUUAAAAAAUUUUUUAUAUACUUUUAUACAAAACGUUUUUAAUAAAGACAAAGUGUUUAUCCACAA